AUGCGCAACGUAUCUAACCAUCCUUUCCUUUCCCGCACGCUGAAGGGACGAAUUGGAAAAGGCGCUAACGAACGGAUGUCCACACGAAACGGUAGCUGCACACGUUCCACACUCCGUACAGAGAUCUUACAGGACUUCGAAGCGCUCUCCUCUAAACCAAAAUUCCAACGGAUCGAAAUACAAAUACCUAUCCCAUUCCCCCUCUUCUUCCCAAAUCACAAUCUACCCACCACCUCUCCACCUCUCCACACCGGAUAUCACACCAUGCACCUCACCACCCUAACCCUCGCCCUCGUCCUCUCCACCGCCACCACAAUCUACAGCCUCCCCGUCCCCGUUCCUGAUCCCGCUACUCUUGCAGUUAUCUCAGAGGGCGCUAUGAAAAGAGGGAUCGAGUAUUUCGAAUUGUCACCCUCAGGCUAA
Messenger RNA from Pseudocercospora fijiensis CIRAD86, 423 nucleotides. RefSeq lists its product as uncharacterized. The record is from RefSeq and is a predicted model, not a curated record. The coding region runs from base 1 to 423 and encodes 140 amino acids. The transcript has 5 exons. Lineage: Eukaryota; Fungi; Ascomycota; Dothideomycetes; Mycosphaerellales; Mycosphaerellaceae.